This is a messenger RNA of Nematostella vectensis (starlet sea anemone), 1320 nucleotides long. RefSeq lists its product as uncharacterized. Gene Ontology annotation, biological process: deoxyribonucleotide biosynthetic process. Bases 1 to 1320 code for a protein of 439 amino acids. Gene Ontology annotation, cellular component: cytosol. The transcript has a single exon. Gene Ontology annotation, molecular function: ribonucleoside-diphosphate reductase activity, thioredoxin disulfide as acceptor. NCBI's taxonomy places the organism in Eukaryota, Metazoa, Cnidaria, Anthozoa, Actiniaria, Edwardsiidae. The record is from RefSeq and is a predicted model, not a curated record.
AUGGACACCUACAUCACCCCCUCCAUUCUCUCGGGGUCCCAACCCAUCUCCAACGCGAAGAUGGAACUCUUCGAGAGCCCCUACACCGACCUCUCCCUCGACCAAGGGGAGUACGUCAGCUAUUCCCCAACCGAUGUGGGUCGGCGUCACAUCGAGUGGCGGAUCGACCCGUUGAACCAGUACUUCGACCCUCAGAGGGCCCACAUCCGCCUGGUGGUGAAAGUCACCAAAGCCAAUGGCGACGACCUCACCGCUGGCGACGACACGAUCGGCUUCGUGAACAACAUUGGGGCCUCCUUGAUCAAGAACGCUUCCCUGGAGAUGAACGGCAUACUGCUCACCUUGCAGACCGACUCGUAUUCCUACAAGAAUUACAUCAAGAACUUGCUCAGCCACCCUCAGGAGAGUCAGGAGUCUUACCUGCAAUGCGGUGGCUGGCACAAAGACACCGCAGGUCACAUGGAGGUGCACAAAGCGACUGGGGAGGGGGCGACCAACCUGGGGUUCGUCGAACGCUACAGCUACUCGGCUCUCAGCAGAGAGUUUGGGCUUGUCAUCCCUUUGGACCUCGAUGUACUGCAGACCGACAGGUACAUCGUGAACAAGGUUGGGCUGAAGCUCCGGCUCGAGCUGAACAAAGACGAGUUUGCCCUCAUGGGCGGGGGGAUGUACACCGUCUCUGCCAACCCUCUGCUUCGCCUCUACCAAGUUACCCCAGUCCCGAGCGUCGCUGUGGACCAUAACAACGAGAUGCGGCUCAACGCCUUAGCCAAGUACCCCGUCGCCACGGUGGUGGUGAAGACCAGGGUCAUCCCCCAAGGGGUGCAGCUGUACACGUGUGACAACCUUUUCAACGGCCUUGUCCCUAAGCGCCUCGUUGUUGGCAUGGUCAGGCACGCUGCCUACACGGGUAGCUACGAGCUCAACCCGUACAACUUCCAGUUCCCCAAAGUGGAGAGGAUUGCGCUACAGGUGGACGGUAACGAGACACCGUGGAAAAACAUCCGGAAUAUUGGACCCGAGUCGGUUGACGAGUACCACAUGCUGCACGUGGGCGUGAACGGUUCAGCCCUCCACAAAGGGUUGAACAUCAGCCGUCGAGAGUUCUUCAACGGCUAUACGCUUUUGGUCUACGACAUGACCAAACCGGGGAACGCUGGGUCGGGCUACAUCCAUCCGCAGUAUAAAGGCAACACCUCUCUGGAGUUCACCUUCACUGAAGCCACGACACAGAUCUUGACGGUUGUGCUGUACGCCGAGUUCGACAACAACAUGGAGAUGGACCUGAUGCGCCGGGUGAUGUACACCAUCACCGCGUAA